Molecule: messenger RNA, 3921 nt
Organism: Mesorhabditis spiculigera
Lineage: Eukaryota; Metazoa; Nematoda; Chromadorea; Rhabditida; Rhabditidae
Source: the annotation of a GenBank genome assembly
AUGAUGUACAGCCCGAAUCCGCGGCCGCCCCCGCCGGCGUGGCGCAAGUUCACCGUCGUCCUCAUCCUGUUCGUCAUCAACCUGCUCAACUACGCCGAUCGGUUCACGAUCGCUGGCGUGCUGACCGACAUCCAGCAGUACUACAACAUUGACAACGACAUGGGCGGGCUGCUGCAGACGGUGUUCAUCGUCUUCUUCAUGCUGUUCAGCCCCGUUUGCGGGUUUUUGGGCGAUCGCUACAACCGGAAGUGGAUCAUGGUGGCCGGGAUUCUGGUGUGGGUGCUCGCCGUCUUCGCGUCGACGUUCGUCCCGGCCGAUAAAUUCUGGCUGUUCCUGCUGAUGCGAGGGAUCGUCGGGGUGGGCGAAGCCUCGUACGCCGUCGUCUCCCCAUCCCUGAUUGGCGACCUCUACAGCGGCAAGCGGCGCUCCCAGAUGUUGAUGCUCUACUAUUUUGCCAUCCCCGUCGGCAGCGGUAUCGGCUACGUGAUCGGGUCGCAGUUGAGCGCCACCUUUGGCAGCUGGGAGUGGGGCAUGCGGCUGACGCCGGCUUUUGGAGCUUUCUGCAUCGUGCUGACGUGCCUGUUCGUCUACGAGCCCGAGCGCGGAUCCGCCGAGCCGGGCGAAGCGCUUCUCCCAAAGGACCCGGAUGCGCCAAAGGAGCCGAUGGGCAACCAGAUGCUCGACUAUCUGCACGAUUUGAGGAUGCUGAUGAAAAACCCGACCUACAUCUUCUCGACGUUCGGCUACACGGCGCUCGUUUUCGUCACCGGCACGCUGUCUUGGUGGGUGCCGACGGCGAUGAGCCACGCGAAGGCGCACGAGCUCGGGCUCAACUCAACGGAUCUGCUGUCGGACGAGUACAAAUUGGAUAUCAACCUGAAAUUCGGCGCGGUGACGAUCGCCGGAGGGAUUGCCGGCGUCUGCAUUGGUGCCCUUCUGGCUGAGAUGCUCCGGCAGGGCCAGCUGUGCUUCCGCUUCUUCAAAACGGAACGCGCCUGUCCGAUCAUUUGCGCGAUCGGAGCCCUGAUCGGAACCCCGGCCCUGUUCAGCGCCAUGCACGUCAUCGGGCACUCCGAAACGGAGAGCUAUGCACUGAUGUUCAUCACGAUCACGGGUCUCUCCUUCAACUGGUCGAUCAACGUCGAUUUGUUGAUGAGCGUCGUCGUGCCCUGGAGGCGCAACUCGUCGAUCGCCUGGCAGAUUCUGAUCUCGCAUCUUUUCGGUGAUGCGGCCGGCCCGUAUCUCAUUGGAAUGCUGUCCGACCGUUUCCGAGGCGCGCAGACGUCUCCGUGGAGUCGAUUCGUCUCGCUGCGCACCGCUUUCUACAUCCCCAAUGCGUUCUGUAUUCUAUCGGUGCUGCUGUUCUUCAUCGCCUCGAUGACGGUGCUGCGCGACCAGGCCGUCUACCGCAGGGAGAUGGGCGCAAACAAGAUGGACAACAACAUCAAGCUCGACGAGGACGACCCGAUGGCCCUCUUUGCGGCCAUCGCCGCCGAGGCCGACGCCAUCGAGGAGGACGAGCUGCCCGAGGAGGAGCGGCCUCGGUGGACGGACGCCUCGCAGUGCCUCUACCGCCCGCCCGACACCAAGAAGGCCAAGAAAAGGCCCACGCUGCAAGAAGCUGUUCGAGCCGUUCGGCUGCAGCUCGACAAGGACGGCCAGCAGGCGCUUAUCGCCAAGCUCGACGACCCGGAGGCCAGCCACGAAAUCGACAAGUGGAUGGCCGGCUUUGAAGAUGUCCGCUUCACGCACAACGUCGCGCCGUUCCUCCGAAAGCGCGCCGCCGAACUCGCCCCCGACGUCGAGCAGCACAGCAUAUGGCACGAUCUGAGCGGCUGCAUCUGGAACGUGGCCAAGUUCAUCGUCGCCGAGCAGGUCAACUUUUCCGACGAGGACUGCGGCCUGGUCGCCCGCGAGCUGGCCGCCCAUCGACUCGCCGCCGCGCGUCGGCAAAACGAUCGCUUCGCCCAGCGGUAUCUGGCCAGCGCUCCCCGCAUCGAACUGCCCGCCGACGAUGAUGCCGCGGAAGAUGAGGAACAACUUCUAGCAGUUCAAUGGAUCACCGACUGCACGCACCGGAUGCGCAUCCAGGAUCUGAGCGCCGAGCUGGGCUGCUCCGUGGAACAGGCCGAAGAAUGGCUCGGCAGAAGUCAGGGAACAUGCUCGGGGAGGUCGAGCCCGCUACGGACCGAGGAGGGUGAUUACGACCCGUCUGCCCUCGUUGGCUAUUCGGAUGAGGAGGAUGAGGUGGAGGAGCACGAGGAUGGCCUCGAUGUACACGGAUAUCCCGGCCGUACCCCCUUCGGCGUCACCAAGCAGGUCACCCCCGCCAAAUCGCCCGAACCUGCUGCCGUCGUCGCCGUGGUCGAGCAGCAGUCGGCCGUCUCCCCGGCCCUCGCCGUCGUCACCAAGGAGGUCACGCUCGCGAAAUCGCCCCGUCCUGACCCUGUUGACGUCGUCGUGGCCGAGCAGCAACCAGCGCCCUCCGUCUCCCCCAUCAUCGCCGUCAAGUCCGAGCCGGUCGACGGCGAUGCUACGGCCGAGCCGGUCGAGCAGUUCGAGGCGCCGCCCGCUCCCGGCCCGCCCAUCGACAUCAAGCCGGACAUCAAGCACGAGAUUGGAGAGGGCAGAAAGAAGAAGAAGAACAUGGAGAAGCAGCCGAAACAGCCGCACUUCUCGCGGCGCGGCCGGGCGACCCCCGAAAUUCGACAGCUCCUCCACGCGGAACGCGACAAAUGGCGCGUCACCUUCGGCGACGACGGGCGCUAUCGGGUCAAGCUGUACACCCCUCGAUUCGGUUUCGACAGCGGCAGUCUCGUCUAUGGAGAUGAUCAGGAUCAGCUAUCGCUACUCCAAGACACCGGCCACACCUAUUACGCCAGGAUUUUCGGCAACCAAAUGAGAGAAAUUUUCGGCGACAUGCGCCGGAAGGGCGGCGACAAGGACCGGAAAGCGAUUGGCGACGCGCAUGGAGGACCCUCGGUGCCCCAGCGAAAAGUCUACAAAUUUGCGGGCGACUCGAUGACGCUGACGAGGGUCCCGGUCAGCUACGCCUCAGCCGCCCACAUUUCCAGGGCCCAACCCACGCAACCAUGGCACCCAGCCGCCCUGGCGGAGGAGUUCGCGACGGAGGCGUGGUCGUUCGAACGGCUCGACAAGGUUGACGCCGGCCACGUCACCGAUGAGCAGCAGCGCAAGAUCCUGGUGGAUGGUUGGCGUGGCACCAAAAGAUGUAACAUCCGCCGUACGGCCAUCAUCACCGACUAUCAGACGCUUCAUUUCUGGAAUGAUGACACACUCGCCACCGUCGUCAACACCGUCAGGGGCCCCCGCGAUUUUCAGCUUCUCCUGGACGGCUACCGCAAGGCCAACGCCAAAUACCACCCGCACGUUCCGUCGGCCGUCGUCUUUGUCUUCAACCCAGCGACGGUGUUCGACCUGGACGGCUACAAUUGGGAGGCGAAUAAACGGCCAUCCGAGAAGAGGCAGGAACGAUUUGAGGAGCUCACAAAAAUGUGCCUCUCCCUCCGCACUGAACUGCUCGAGCAGCUCGACCGUGCCGAGCGCGAGGGCCAUCGCAUGAGGGUGCAGCGGGACCAGUUGCGCUUCUUCUUCACCACUAUCCCCGAGGCUCGCCACGCGGUCCGCGUCUUCGAGGUGUUCAACGACAAACUGCGCGACUGGGCCCAUCGGAACAGCAGGGAAUACCCGGAACUUCGCGUACUCGAUUGGGCCAAAUAUGUCAAGGAGGAGGCGUAUCGGGCGAAUAAACAAGGCGACAAACGGAACAAGAAACAGCCCGCCAACAAUCCAUAUCCACACGGAAGCAUCGCCGCGUAUUAUUGGGCGUUCAAGGAGCUGUACCUGGAGAAGGUGGUCAAGCAGCCGCGACGCGAGCGCAACGCCCAGCUCGACGACGAC